Hypomesus transpacificus is the source of this 1253-nucleotide messenger RNA. RefSeq names its product zinc finger protein 271-like. NCBI's taxonomy places the organism in Eukaryota, Metazoa, Chordata, Actinopteri, Osmeriformes, Osmeridae. The record is from RefSeq and is a predicted model, not a curated record. Gene Ontology annotation, molecular function: DNA-binding transcription factor activity, RNA polymerase II-specific; RNA polymerase II cis-regulatory region sequence-specific DNA binding. The transcript has a single exon. The coding region runs from base 1 to 1110 and encodes 369 amino acids. Gene Ontology annotation, biological process: regulation of transcription by RNA polymerase II. Gene Ontology annotation, cellular component: nucleus.
AUGAAGACACAUCACUGUGAUACAUGUGGGAGGACCCUUUCCUCAUCCAUUAACCUCAAGAAGCACAUAAGGAUCCACACUGGAGAGAAGCCCUACAGCUGUGACCUCUGUGGUAAAACCUUUAGCCAUGCUAGCAUGUACAUAAAUCACCGCAGGAUCCACACUGGAGAGAAGCCCUAUAGCUGUGACCUCUGUGGUAAAACCUUUAGACAGAAAGGGGACUUAACAGCUCACCGCAGAAUACAUACUGGAGAGAAGCCGUACAGCUGUGACCUCUGUGGUAAAACCUUUACCCAGGCUGGCCAUUUCAAAGAUCAUAGCCGGAUCCACACUGGAGAGAAGCCCUACAUCUGUGACCUCUGUGGUAAAACCUUUAGCCGUGCUAGCAGUUACACAUAUCACCGCAGGAUCCACACUGGAGAAAAGCCCCACAGCUGUGACCUCUGUGGUAAAACCUUUAGACAGAAAGGGGAUUUAACAGCUCACCACAGAAUCCAUACUGGAGUAAAGCCAUACAGCUGUGACCUCUGUGGUAAAACCUUUAGCCAGGCUGGCCAUUUCAAAGAUCAUAGCCGGAUCCACACUGGAGAGAAGCCCUACAGCUGUGACGUCUGUGGUAAAACCUUUAGCCGUGCUAGCAGUUACACAUAUCACCGCAGAAUCCAUACUGGAGAGAAGCCCUACAGCUGUGACCUCUGUGGUAAAACCUUUAGCCGUGCUAGCAGCUACACAUAUCACCGCAGAAUCCAUACUGGAGAGAAGCCGUACAGCUGUUACCUCUGUGGUAAAACCUUUAGCCAGGCCGGCCAUUUCAAAGAUCAUAGCCGGAUCCACACUGGAGAGAAGCCCUACAGCUGUGACCUCUGUGGUAAAACCUUUAGCCGUGCUAGCAGUUACACAAUUCACCGCAGGAUCCACACUGGAGAGAAGACUUACAGCUGUGACCUCUGUGGUAAAACCUUAAGCAGUGGUAGCAGUUUCAAAGUUCACUGCAGAAUCCACACUGGAGAGAAACCCUACAGCUGUGACGUCUGUGACUAUUCAGGUAAAACAAAUAGCCAGCUGAAGAGUCACCUGCGUGUCCACAAUAGAAAAACCCCAAAGCAGUGAUGUCUGGGGCCAAGCUGUCUCAGCAGUUACCACCUGAGAGAACUUCUGUGUGACCCACAGCUUGAAGAACUUCUGGCCUGUACCUACUGGGACAGCACAUGCAGUAACACCAGAUCUACAGUCCAACAUGACAGGACACAGGG